AUGUGCAAAAGAUUGAAGGCGUUUGGGACAAACAUUCACUCAGCCUUAAAUGUAACGAAGCAGCACCACUGGGGAAAACCUCUGUUAGGAGGAGAUGUUCAGUCUGCAGGACUGCAGCAGACCAGCUGAAGCUGCUGUGGGUUUCCUUUCUUGCUGAGUUGGCAGCUGGACUUCUUCCACUGAAAUUUAAACCACAUGGUUAAAGCAAAGAAUGACGAUGCCGCCUUCAAGAACCUGUGAUGUUGACUAUUAUCUCACACCUUCUACUGCACCUUCAUCUUUUUCAGAAAACGUAACUUACAGCACUGACAAACAGUAUAACUGCUUUUUAGUGAAGAAGAUAUUCUUUCUCUAGUUGUUCCUACAGUUUCUGGUCAGUGAUUCACUAUGUCGCCACGCCCCCUAGAAAUAUUAACUGUUUAAUAGUCCAAACGUGUCAUGUUGCGUUCAGUCGUAUGAAAAACAAAAUGCGGCCACUUUUUGAAUGGAUUUCCGGUUUUGGGUUAAUUUUGUUGCGCAGAAUUGUUGAGGCAGAACAUUUUUUAGGAUCCGUACCAUCAAAAGGUUCAUCGUCAUUUAUAUCUAAUAUUUCCCUAAUGCACGUAAACGCUUCAUGAGCGCAGAACCAGCUCAGACAGAACCAGAGGAAAGUUCAGGUUCGGUUCUGCUGAAAUCUUUGUGUUUGUAGAAUGUCUGAGUCAGACUUUGUGUUUAUGAGAUGAGAAUGUGGAGCAGAAAGAGAUGCAGAUGUUUUCUCUGAAUUUUCAAAUACAAUAAUUCGUCAGGAUGGAGAAACCUGUGAUGUUUACAGACUGACAUGGUCGACUGAAAACUUCUGUCCUGCUGAAACAAAUCCUCAGUGAUGUAGAAAAAACAGAGAGAGGAAAACAGGUCAGAGUUCGUCCAGCUGACUAAAGAUGCAGCAGAGCUGAGAAGAUGCUGAGGAAGGUGGUGAUGAUGAGGAGGGUCCUCCAUGUGAAGGGCGAUGUAAUGUGCACACUCGUCCUCCUGGUGGCGCUGUGCUUUCUACUCUAUGCUCGUCAGGUCGUCCUCUCCGCUGGGUGGAACCGAUCCGUCUGGCAGCUGCAGAUCCAUGGAUCCACCAGCUCCAGUCGCUCCCUGCUGGGCUCCAGUUCACAUACUGGGAGGAAGGAGGCGCUGCAGUCCACUCUACAGCCACAGCUGCCUUCCUGUAAACCCCGACUCAAGUCCAAACCUUCCCAGUCCAAAUCCAGCUCUCAGAUCAGAUCCAGGUCACGAAAGAAGAAAGUUAUUCCAACCGUGGCUGCUGGAAAACGGCUGCCGACGCUGCCGCCGUUUGACUUUGAGAGGUAUCUGAGAGAAAAGGACAAAAGGAACUUUAACCUGCUCAUCGACCAGCCUGAUAAAUGUCGCAUCAGAGAAGAAGAGGAAGGAGGAGAAAGAGGAGGCGCUGUUUCAGCUCCCUACAUGCUUAUUGCUGUGAAAUCUACAGCUGCAGAUUUCGACAAGCGGCAGUAUUUUAAAGUUUAUUCUCUGAGCUACAGGGAGCCAAAAAUUUGGUUUUACAGCAGCUGUCCUCAUGUGAAGUUCAUCUUCAAAGGUGACGCUGACGUCUACGUAAAUGUGGAAAACAUCCUGGAGAUGCUCCAAGGUCGAGAGCCAGAGAAGGAUUUGUUUGUGGGGGAUAUUAUCGUGAACGCCAAACCAAUCCGCCGUCGCACUUCCAAGUACUACGUUCCGGAGUUUGUGUACGGAGGCGGUCUGUACCCCAGUUAUGCAGGAGGAGGAGGGUUUGUGAUGUCAGGACACACGGCUCGAAGGCUGAGCUCCGCCUGUCAACAGGUGGAGCUGUUCCCGAUUGAUGACGUCUUUCUAGGAAUGUGCCUCCAGCUGAUCGGCGUCAAACCUUUACGCCAUCAGGGGUUUCGAACCUUCGGGAUUCCCCGACCGUCUGCGGCGCCACACCUCCAGACGUUUGACCCCUGCUUUUAUCGGGAGCUCAUGGUUGUUCACAGUCUUGGCGUCCCACAGAUCUGGCUCAUGUGGAACCUGCUUCACGACCCCAAACUGAGCUGCCACUACAGACACGGCCAGACGUCCGGACCCUUUAAAUGGAGAGGGAGUGUUGGAGAGAUGGCAGCAGAUGAGGCGGAUUAUGGUGAGAAGCCAGUGUUUCUCACACAUUAGUUCCUGCCAGGCGGGCAGAGCUGGAGCUGCUGGUAUCGUGCAGCAUUUGAGGACAGUAGGAAACGAUUUUAUCCAACCAAGCUGAUGGCAGGAAAUGAAAAGGCAAAGGAGGAAAUCUCUCCCAGCUGUGAAACUCAAGGAAUGCAUUGUGACUGUGACUGAGGGACCGAUCUGUCCCCAACUUAUUUAUCCACGACCAGAGGGAAAGUCUUUGAUGUGCAGAUGAGUUUAUGAAAAGUGAAGGUUUUUUUCUUACACAACUGAAUUUGUAAAGCUGCUGUCACACUAGCAACGUUUCCAUUACAAAUGGGCGCAAAACUUUCCCAAUUCUGAUAUUGAAGAAAAUAUAUGGUAACUUCACAAUUAGUGUAUUCCAUUAAAUAAGAAACACAAUUAAAAAAAUCACACAUGAAUAAGUUUGUUCACGCAAAAAGUUGUGAUAAAACGUGUGAUACCAUCUUCCUCAAACUACUUCUUGUCAUCUUGUUCUUCUGGGUUUCGCCAGUAGAAACAUCUAGUUGUUGGUCAUGUGAUGAAAAUAAAGUAUUUCCAUUUCAGUUUUGUGAAAUCAACCAAUUUCGAUCGGCCAAAGAAACCACCUCAUCCUAAUGUCAAGAAGGUUCUUUUCUACAAUUGGUGUGUUUCCAUUAAGCACUUUUACUUUCUAAAUGUCAAAUUGCACAAAAUGAAAUGACAAAAGUUAAUUUUAUUACUGGAAACACGCCGAUUUUGAAAAGAAAACCAAAACGUUUGCUUUUCACAAAAAUCAAAGCUGUGAUGGCAUUAGUUUACUUUAAAAAACUGAAACAUGUUUUUGCAUCACACAAGUCACAUGAUCAACAUCCAGGCGUUACGAUUGGUGGGAAAGACGAAGAGGACAACAGGAGGUAGUUGGAGGAAGAUGAUAGAAAAUUGUGUUUUUCUUUUUUAUUUUGUGGAAUAUUGAAGUUUUAUGCACAUUUGCAAUAGAAACACACCUACUGUCUUAUAUUUGUUUAUCUAAAAAUGCAUUUUACAUGUAAAAUUUGAGCACAUUUGGUGAAGUGUUGAUUCCUGUGAAGCUUAUGUAUUUUUCUCAUGACGUGUCUUUGCCACUACAUUGAAGAAGCAGCUGCACUGAUAAAGUACUAGUAGCGAAUAUGCAAGUUAUGCAUUUCAUCUCUGAAUUUCAACUUUUCAGAACUGAAGUUGUCUGCAAAAAAAAAAAACAGAAAAAAUUUCCGUUUCACAUCCACAUUUUAUUUUUCUGUUUUCAUAUUCUGGUUGUGCAACACAGAAAAUAAACUCUGUUAACAAACAGCCAGUAGCUUUGCUGAAAAUUUCAACAACCAUCAAAGGACUUCUGCUGCAGCAAAACCUUCAGUCUCAUGCGUCUCUUUGCACUCCAUGGUUUUAUUGCCGUUUAUUCAUGGGACAUGCUGGAUGAAUCUGCUUAUUAUUUUAUAUACAAAGUUAUUCAAAAUAUGCAUAUCAAAAAAGCCACAUUCCAGGGAAUUUCACAUCAGUCUCCUUCCAAAAAUGGGAUUUAAAACAUAAAAGUCAUCCAGAAAAAUCUGAGAGCAACAUUAGAGUGGAACUGAUAAAAAACCUUAACAACAGAUUGCUCAACUGAAGCCUGGGAUUCAAAAUAACAACAAACGGUUAAAUUUAUAAAAACAAAACAGAAUCACACACAGCUUAGGGUCUUCAUUUGUGUUUUUUUUUAUUUUAAAAAGGACAUAUCCACCUGAGUUUGGGUGAGAUUAAACUACCCAUCAAUCUAAUUUAAUGCUGCAGGAGUAAUUUUUGCAUUUCGUGGAUGAAUCUGAUUGAGCUACAAAGUGUUAUAAUCUGUUUGGACCUUUUCUUGUAUAGAACGUAGAACCUUUCAUUGUGAGACCAUUACUGAGGGGACUGGAUGAAAGAACAACAAUAAAACAUUUUUACUGAUGCAAUGUAAUAUAAAACAGGAAAUAUACGACCAUAAAUGGUUCCAGGCAGACAUGUGGGCUGAAAUCUGAGAAAACUGUUCAAAACAAAGAAAAAAACUAUUUAUCAAAUGAAUGAGAAGGUCUUGUACUUUUUCUGAGUUUAAGUAUAAAUAAUCUAAUCCUUUUAAGUGCAAUAAUUUGCAGCACUGAUUUGAACAAAAUGAAUUUCAGAGUUCUUAACUGUGUUUCUUCAACAUGCCAAAUGACAUGUUGAAGAAAAAUGAAAAACUAUUUAACAUUUUGACAGCAACAUUGCCAUGAUGCAGUUAAACCCUCAUAUUAAACACUGAGUAAUUAUGUGUAGCGAAAUGAGACUUUUGGCGUCUUAUUGUAUUAUUCAGCCGCCGCAGUUUGCUUCAAUAAAUUAUUCUUGUCUGAGCUCAGUGUCUGUCGCCACAAUAACUUUUUUUUUUUCUUAAGAGGCAGUCAUAAUAUAGAAAACACAAAUAAAAUAAAUUAAAAGAAAUUUCUGUCCAAAAAAAUCUGAAACAUUUUUAAAAAGUUUAACAUUUUUGACUUUUGAAACUCAGAAACUUCCAAGACUAUUUUUUUUUUAAAGAAAAUUCUCAGCUUUUAUACAUGUUCAUUCUUUUCUCCCAAAAAAAUUGUGGAAAUGAAUCCCAAAAUUGUUGAGUUUUUUCCCGCAUAUUUUUGACUUCUGGAGCUCAGAAAAGUCCUCGCUUUUUUAUGGAAAAUGUUUGGAAUGAAUCUAAACAUUUUGAGUUUACAGUGUAAAUUUACCCUUCUUUUUAUCCUGUCUACAUUAGCCUAAAUACGCCGUAAUACUUAUUUUCUGUUGCCCCAAAUCAACAUAAAUAAAUAGGAUGAAAGUUAAACUGAGCACCAGCAGUCUUAAGCGCAGGUUUAGUCGAUUCAAGUUCAGUCAAAAAGCUUUGAUCUUCGGACUGAACUCACCUGCUAGCUGAUAACAGGUUCUACCUUUUAUACAGAAAACAAUCCCGGUCAGCACAAAUGUUACACCUAGUGGCUAAACUAUGGUAUUACAUAUAACACAAAAAUUGCUCCCACAAACACUUUCCCACAGAAACGAACAUCUCCAGCAGCAAGCAAACAAAAACUGGGCUCAUACAUUCCUUUCCUCAAUCUGAAUGUUGCACUUGGAAAGAUUUCCCCCAAAAAGUUGAACAAAAACAAGAUUGACACCAUAUAUAAAAACUACAACACCCUAUUAAAGUCUGUGGUGAAGAUAUUUGGAAACAUGGAUAUUUAGUGUCGUUUAAUGCAACUAAACAAAAACGGGAAAUAAAAAAAUAAAAACAUUUAUUACAUUUAUUAAAUGUACAUUAAAUAAAUGUAAUAAAUGUUUUCAUUACAUUUAAUAUUUGUUAAAUGUAAUAAAAAUGCAGUUCCUAAUAAGGAACAAAUUAUGGCAAAAAUAUAAGAUCAUACCGAUCAGUUUUGAUCUAGUUUCCUGAGCACUCGAGAUAAGAAAACUAAUGUCAAUAAUGUAUGAAUAUUGAUGAAGAACUAAUAGUUCCACUGGCAAAUUAUUUCACUUACAAGACAUUUUUUUAUGUUGUAAAUGAAAUAAUCUGCCAUUGAAACUAGAACUUUUUCAUCAAUAUUAAUAAUUUACUUAAAGCAAACUCUCAUAUCUUAAAAGUUACUUAUAAGUUUGUUUCAUCUUAAUUCUUGGGUGCUAAGAUAUUAGCACUAGAAACUAGACUAAAAUUAGCUGGUAAUAUUUUGUAUUUCUGCAGUGUGGAGGUGAGGUGUGAUGGUUUGCAGAUGUUUUACUGCAGCAGCAUCACUGAAUGCAUUUCAGAUAAAGGGGGUAACACUAGAUAUUAACGGUAUAUCUACGUUAAUAUAGAUAUUAUAUUAACGUUUGAGGAAAACCAAGUUUUUCCUCAAACAGAAAAUACUUGGUUUCUUUUGUUUACAAUUACUUCUGUGAAUAUUUAUUGUUUAUGAAUAACCAAAUAAGUAAUGGUCCCUGUGUUUAAUUAUUAUAAUUUUUUUAGAUUACUAACUUAUUCGAUUUCGCACAGCGACAGAGGAAAACCACAACUACAUUUUUAGACAUGGAGGCUGAUUUUCGGCCUUUUUAUAGUUUUAUAAAACUAAGGUGACAGUAAUAUUCUAGGUGUCAUAAAAGCAAGACAAACAAAUAAAUGCAUGUCUGAAAUAAAAGCAGAAAAAUACUGAAAAACCCAACCUGGGAUUAUUUGCAGAAAUUAGAAAAAUAACUGGAACAAAAAUCAGCCCAUGCAACAGGUUGAUGCUAAUACUCAAUGACAAACACACACACAUUCACCAAUGCAAUUAAAAUGCAUUCUCACACUGUAUGUCCCACAGAAAAUCAUUUUUACAGAGGGCAAAAAAAAAAAAUUAAAAAAGGCUCAGAGGGAGAUGAGGCACAAUGUUUCAUUUUGCUUCUAAGACUUUUUUUAAAACUACAUUUUCUUCCACCGAAGCGAGUUUUGGGAAAAUGUUUGAUCACAACAUGUAUGACAGUUUUCACCAGAAAACAAACCAAAGCAGAGAUCAGCUCAACUUUAAAUAUUGGGAAACCUAACAGAACCCCAAAGAGAUAUGUUGGAAGUGGGUCUUCAAAACCCAAAAGUUUUGUCGAAGCUAAAGAAAGUGAGAACCUGAACAUCCAGGCUCACCCUGUCAUCCAGAUGGGGGCUGCACCAGGCAGGGAAAUCAGACAAAUAUCAAACUUUGUCCAGCAGAGAAUGAUGUGUGAAUGAAGAGUUUAUGUGCUUCACAGAGACAUCCGUUUACUGGCAGCCCUCCAUCGUCCACUAGAAACACCAACGCUGACCGGCUGACUGAAUCAGCCGAGAGCAGAAACUUUUUUUCUGAUUAACUUUCUUCACAACAUAGAAGAGAAGAAAGCAAGUCAUAACAAAGAAUGCCAUGAAGAGCUAUUUACAGCAUUUAUACAGCUUUGCAUGGACUCCACAACAGCUUUUCUUUUGAGAAACACUAAAAAGCAUUUAUUGGUUAGAAAUCUAAACACUGAAAAUGUUCUUGCUACUUUAAACAGCCCAUUUGGAAAUUCACUGCUGCAUGAAAAGAAAAACGUGCAUUUAAUGGCUCUCAGAUUGUAAAAGUUUGAAAAAAAAAAAAAAAACAAAAACAAAAAAAAAGGAAACAAGCUAGUUUGGGAUCCUUCAAAUGAAAAAAAUCACAAAUAAAAACAAUUCUAGAAUUCAUUUUGUUUGUGUAAUGGCUCCGCCUACAGUGUCUAACAAAUACCACCUGAUCUGUUCCACGUUUUGUCUCAGUACAAAAAUCAAACUAUCAUUUUAUUUGGGUGAAUAUGAUGUGAUAAAAUAGGUGGAAAAAAAUAGAUGCAUGAUUAUCAAAAAUUCAAAAUAAAAUGCGUUUUAAAUAUUCUCCCUUUACAGUGAGAUCCUUAAAUAAAACCAAGAGCAAUAAAAUACUUAUUUAGUAAGGAGUUGACUGAACGCUAACUAAAUAAUAUAUAAUAUAAUCUAUAAUCUACUGUUUGAGUCAAAAUCCGGCACAUUUCAGAUUGGCUUCUCCUUCAACGCACCUGAAUCAAAUGAUCAGCUAAUUCAGCUAUUUGAUUCAGGUGUUAAUAUUAACUAGAAUUAUGAAAAUAAAUUUGCUUAAUGGAAACAUGUCAAUUAUUUUUGUGACACAAUGAGGCGGUUUUGUGGCUGCAUCACAGGAGUCACCUGAUCAACAACCGGAUGUUACUACAGGUGGAGAAGACGAAGAGGAUGACAGGAAGUGGUAGGAGGAUGAUGAGGCUUCGUCUUCCUUUAAUUACUUACAGCCUGUACAAACUUAAUCACGUGUAAUUUUAAUUGCGUUUCUUAUUUAAUGGAAACAUCACAAUUGCGUAAUAAGAGUUUUCCAUUAGCGGACUAUCAAAGUUUUGUGCACAUUUGUAAUGGAAACGCAGCUGUUUUUGAGAGCUUUGCUUUGGAUCAAAGCUUAUUAGAAUGGUCCAGUCAAAGUUCAGCUCUAAAUCUAAUAGAUCUGUGGCAAGAGUUUACAACUUAUAUUCACAGAUGUCGUUUAAACCAAGAAUAGCAGUUUGUGUAGAGGAACAGUAAAGUUUGUGGUUGUACCUUGACAAAACGUGGAAAAAUCCAAGGGUAGUAGAUUUGUCCUUUAAAGGCACAGUCCUUAAACCGAAUAUUUUGGAAAGGCGGAAAAACAAAAAAACAUUUGCAUCAAGGAACAAUGAAAGAAUUUGUCUAUUGAAAUGAAUGCACAGUUUAUUAAUUAGUUUGUAAUUAAAAACAAGGUAAAUUUACACGCUUGGAGAAAGAAAUGACUGAUGCUGUUCUCCAUUUCCAAAACAAAAGUCGGGUUUACAACCACAGAAAUGACGGCUGUUCUCUACGUCACAGUUCACUGAGGACGUCGACCACGGUACGAGCUGACGGUAAACACGAUGCGUCUUAUCUAGAACGGAUGAGCUGAGUCGGCUGGUCAUGAUGGAUUAUUACUGAAACACGGAUUAAAAGAUGUGCCACGUCUUCAAAUUAAGAUGGAGUUAGGAAUAUUUGAGACUCUGCAAGACAAGAAAACACACCGAUCAAAUGAAGACUUCCUAAAAGGUCUUUGGCUUUAGCAUUUGGCAACUAAACAGAGAGAUAACUGCAGAUGGAUCAGAAGCAGAACGGAAGAAAGCACUGAAGAAAGACGAAACGUUGUCGUACAGAACGCGAUGGCGCCGCCGCUCAUCUGCACCAACACACACACACACAUCCACACACACCCCUCCUACUCUUCAAUACAUAUCCAUCUCAAAGGAUGGGGCACGAUCAAGUAAAAAUGUGUCUAUUAGUGCAAAUGUUAAAAACAAAAAAAAAGGAAUCACAAUAAAUUAUUAUUAUUACAUAAUGGAAAUGGUUGCCAUGGUGAGGGAGAAAUGGGCUUUGGACGCUCAGACAGAACAUGCAGGAAGGUUGUUAAAGCUGCAGUAUGUAACUUUUACAAAAGUAUGUUGGUUUUUUAACAUAAUAAUUAAAACUGUCACCAUGUUGUAGCAGUUUAAUACGAGACAGAUGAUCUGUGAAAAGAUCCAGCUUCUCCAACUCCUGUCAUCUAAAAAUACAACCAGUCAGUCAGGAGGAGGGUCUCAGCGCUGUUAAUCAACGUUGUGUACACGCUUUAACAACUUACCAUUCAAGGAAAUUGAUUUAUCUGCCAUUAUCUGUGGCUAUGCUAACUAGUGGCAGGCUAACAGAACAAGCGGAGGAUGUGAGGGUGAUUGACAGCGCUAAGACCCUCCUCCUGGCUCUGAUUGGUUGUUUCUCAUGGAGUUGUGUGUUCAGGUGACAGAAAGAUCUUAGAUGGAAGGCAGAGAAGUUCAAGUUUUCCACAGAUUAUCUGCCUUAUAUUGUACUGUCACAACCUAAUGAUAAUUUUAACAAAUAUGUAAAAAAAAGAAUUUUUUAAUAAAAGUGACAUGCUGUAGCUUUAAUCAACCAAACGAAGCGAGAGCGCUCGCUCUUGUGCUUUAUGGAGAUCGCUUCUCGUUCAGAGUCAUGCAGGUUGAGCUUUAACCAUCUGGACCGGCCGCCGGUCAUCAGAAACGGAGGACAGCUGGGGUUGAAAUGAUGGGAAGUAAAGUCUGUGGAAAUGAGAUGAUCGCUCUGACUGGUGACGGGAAACGGCUGCAAACGGACUCAGGAAGUGUUUGGUGAGGGAAGAUGGAGAUGUUUGGAUCGGGUCAGGCUGGGUCUUGAGAUUUAAAACAGAAAUGGACGCUUAGCUUGAAGUGUGUUUGGGCUCAUGGUGCAGGACUGGACGGGUUCGACUGGACCCAGUUCGGAGCGGGAAGACGAGCAGGACCGACCGGGAUGGCAGUGUGGUUGGCUGAUGUAGUUUUAUUAGUUUUCCUGCAGCGUUGAUGAACCCGAAUGCGUCACCUCACGAUGGCAUGAAGCUUCUCUUACUGUACAGGCAGCAGAACGGUCUCUGAGGUUCACAGGAUGCAGAUUUUACAGCUUUCUUUUCGAAGCAUGCGAGCUGCUCCUGCAGCAGGACCGCGUCCCUGCAGGACGGGGCGUGUUUGGUACCAACAGAACACCAGAUGAAGGUACCAAACAGGAGGCAGCAGGUCUGGUUUCGAUGUCAACUUGUUCACUCUGAAGCACCUGAGCCAGGUUGUAGUGAUUCUGUCAGGCCUGCUCAGGUGAAAAAAGAAAGAAAAAAAAUCUGGUUUCGGUUCCAAUUCAGUCAGCAAAAGAAUUGUUGUUUGGGUCGGCCAGAAUGGGGCGUGGUUCUGGUUCAGUGGGAACUAGCGCUGGACUCGGGUCGGGCUUGACUGGUGGUCCUGGGAGCUCCAUAGAGGGUGACUGAUGCUAUGUGGUUGUUCUGCAUCACCU
This is a messenger RNA of Gambusia affinis (western mosquitofish), 10483 nucleotides long. RefSeq names its product UDP-GlcNAc:betaGal beta-1,3-N-acetylglucosaminyltransferase 9 (gene b3gnt9). NCBI's taxonomy places the organism in Eukaryota, Metazoa, Chordata, Actinopteri, Cyprinodontiformes, Poeciliidae. Gene Ontology annotation, cellular component: membrane. Gene Ontology annotation, molecular function: hexosyltransferase activity. The transcript has 10 exons. The record is from RefSeq and is a predicted model, not a curated record. Bases 937 to 2169 code for a protein of 410 amino acids.